AUGACCGACUCCCAGCUCAACCGUCAGCUGCACCUAACGGCCUUCAUGCGGCCGGUCUCGCUGCACACAGGUGCAUGGCGCUAUCCGGGCUCAUACCCGGAUGCAAACUUCAAUUUCAAACACAUUGUCCAGUUUGCCCAAAAGCUAGAGGCCGCCAAAUUCGAUGCCUUCUUCAUGGCUGAUCACCUAGCCGUGCUUAAUAUGCCCGUCGAAGCUCUCAAGCGCAGUCAUACUGUGACUUCAUUUGAACCUUUCACUCUACUCUCCGCUCUCUCUUCUGUAACGGAAAAGAUCGGUCUUGCUGCCACAGCUAGUACGACGUACGACGCACCGUAUCACGUUGCCCGGCGAUUUGCCAGUCUAGAUCACCUGAGCGGCGGGCGAGCAGCGUGGAAUAUUGUUACCACCGGAAACCCAGAGUCCAGCCAUAAUUUUGGCUUCGAUGAGCAUCUGGCCCAUAGUGAUCGAUAUAAGCGUGCCCGUGAAUUCUAUGAUGUCGUCACAGGGCUUUGGGAUAGUUUUGCCGACGAUGCAUUCACCCGCAAUGUGGAGACGGGGGAAUAUUUUGAUCCUGCGAGAAUGCACGUAUUGAACCAUUCCGGCGACGAGUUGAAGGUUCGAGGGCCGUUGAAUAUUGCCAGACCACCACAGGGAUGGCCGGUCAUUGUGCAAGCAGGGCAAAGCGAGCCAGGACGACAACUUGCGGCUGAGACUGCCGAGGUUGUGUUUUGCAGCCCAAAGGAUAUCCAUGCUGCGAAAGCGCUCUAUGCAGAUAUCAAGGGGCGAGUGGAGAAGGCGGGACGGAAGAGAGAUCAGUUGAAGAUCCUACCCGCAGCAAUGAUUAUCGUUGGGGAUAGUAAGCAAGAUGCGCAGGAAAAGAGACUCAGGUUGGAUAGUCUAGUACAUUAUGACAGUGCUAUUGCUUCUUUGUCAAUCUCACUUGGGGUGGAUGUCAGUGAUCUUGAUCCGGAUAGUUUGUUGCCAGACGACCUACCCGAGACGAAUGCCAGCAAGACGAGCAGGGAGUCUGUUGAGAAGCUGGCUAAGGAAGAGGGACUGACGAUCCGCCAGCUUGCGCAGAGAUAUGGUGGAUACUCGGGGCUGACAUUCCUCGGUUCGCCGAGUGGUAUUGCUGAGGAGAUGGAGACGUGGUUGCGUGAAGAGGCUUCUGAUGGCUUUACGUGCACGUUUCCGUUCUUGCCACAGGGGUUAGAAGACGUGACUGAUAGAUUGGUUCCUGAACUCCAGCGAAGAGGGCUUUUCCGCAAUGAGUAUACGGGCUCGACCCUGCGUGAACACUUUGGCCUGCCGAGACCUGAGAAUCGGUUUUUUAGUGAGGAAUCGUAA
Penicillium vulpinum is the source of this 1347-nucleotide messenger RNA. Its product is annotated as LLM class flavin-dependent oxidoreductase. The record is from RefSeq and is a predicted model, not a curated record. The transcript has a single exon. NCBI's taxonomy places the organism in Eukaryota, Fungi, Ascomycota, Eurotiomycetes, Eurotiales, Aspergillaceae. Bases 1 to 1347 code for a protein of 448 amino acids. Gene Ontology annotation, molecular function: monooxygenase activity; oxidoreductase activity, acting on paired donors, with incorporation or reduction of molecular oxygen.